Messenger RNA from Enhydra lutris kenyoni (northern sea otter), 2159 nucleotides. Its product is annotated as neutrophil cytosolic factor 2. Lineage: Eukaryota; Metazoa; Chordata; Mammalia; Carnivora; Mustelidae. Gene Ontology annotation, cellular component: NADPH oxidase complex. The transcript is spliced from 15 exons. Gene Ontology annotation, biological process: respiratory burst; superoxide anion generation; phagocytosis. Bases 207 to 1787 code for a protein of 526 amino acids. The record is from RefSeq and is a predicted model, not a curated record. Gene Ontology annotation, molecular function: superoxide-generating NADPH oxidase activator activity; protein binding.
UAGCUCUUUCCUUUUCUCUCUCAUGGUAGGGUUGUGCGUCAGUUGCCGAAAGGUGGGGACAUUUCCUGAGCCUUUGCAACACUGAGAAGUUGUUGGAUCCCAUUCGGCGUGCUGCGCCUGGAAAGUGCCAGCCUGGAGCGGGAGACCCCCGCUCACCCUCUCUCUGGGUCCUGGCAGCCUCCCGGGCCCCAGGCUUGUGCUUGACCAUGUCCCUGGCCGAGGGCAUCAGCCUCUGGAAUGAAGGGGUACUGGCAGCCGACAAGAAAGACUGGAAGGGAGCCCUGGAUGCCUUCACUGCCGUCCAGGACCCCCACUCCAGGAUUUGCUUCAACAUCGGGUGCGUGCACGUCAUCCUGGAAAACAUGCCUGAGGCGGAGAAGGCCUUCACCAGAAGCAUUAACCGAGACAAGCACUUGGCGGUGGCCUACUUCCAAAGAGGGAUGCUCUAUUACCACAUGGAGAAAUAUGACGCAGCUAUUAAAGACCUUAAAGAGGCCUUGACUCAGCUUCGAGGGAACCAGCUGAUAGACUACAAGAUCCUGGGGCUCCAGUUCAAGCUGUUUGCCUGUGAGGUGUUAUAUAAUGUUGCUCUCAUGCACGCCAAGAAGGAGGAGUGGAAGCAGGCAGAAGAACAUUUAGCUUUGGCGAUGAGCAUGAAGUCUGAGCAGAGGCAUACUAAAAUCGACAAAGCCAUGGAAUGUGUUUGGAAACAGAAGCUGUAUGAGCCCGUGCUGAUCCCUGUGGGCAGGCUGUUUCGACCCAAUGAGAGGCAAGUGGCUCAGCUGGCCAAGAAGGAUUACCUAGGCAAGGCGACAGUGGUGGCGUCUGUGGUGGAUCAAGACAGUUUCUCGGGGUUUGCCCCCCUACAGCCACAGGCUGCUGAACCUCCACCCAGACCCAAAACCCCAGAGAUCUUCAGGGCUCUGGAAGGGGAAGCUCACCGGGUGCUGUUUGGGUUUGUGCCCGAGACGUCAGAGGAGCUGCAAGUCAUGCCGGGGAACAUCGUCUUCGUCCUGAAGAAGGGCAACGACAACUGGGCGACGGUCAUAUUCAACGGGCAGAAGGGGCUCGUUCCCUGCAACUACCUGGAACCCGUCGAGCUGCGGAUCCCCGGUCAGCAGCAGCCCCAGGAGGAAGCCUCCCCAGAGUCUGAUAUCCCAGCUCCUCCCAGUUCCAGCGCUCCUGGAAGACCCCACUUGCCACCCGGUCAAAAAGGAAAAGAAGAGCCCAAGGAAGGAAAGCUCAGCGUUCCCAUGCCCUACACACUCAAGGUACACUACAAGUACACAGUGGUCAUGGAGACGCAGCCCGGGCUCCCGUACAGCCAGGUCCGGGACAUGGUGUCUAAGAAACUGGAGCUCUUGCCAGAACACACGAAGCUGAGCUAUCGGCCUCUGGACAGCAAUGAGCUGGUGCCCCUUUCAGAAGAGAACAUGAAGGCCGCCUGGGGGCAAGUGAAGAACUUCAGCCUGACUCUGUGGUGUGAGAACACAGUGGGUGACCAAGGCUUUCCAGAUGAACCCAAGGAAAGUGAAAAAUCUGAAGCUAAUAACCAGACAACAGAACCACAGCUUAAGGAAGGAGGCCAAGUGGUAGCACUCUUCAGUUACGAGGCCACCCAGCCAGAAGACCUGGAGUUCCAGGAAGGGGACAUAAUCCAGAUUAUAUCAAUGGUGAAUGAAGACUGGCUGGAAGGAGAGUGCAAAGGGAAGACUGGCAUUUUCCCCAAAGCGUUUGUUGAAGAACAUGCAACUACAGGUUUGGAAAGCUCUCCUAGAGGAGUCUAGGAUGUUCCAGAACCUACAAAGUGGGAGAAAAGUAACUAUAAUCACUCGUGAGGUUUGGCAUGCACCUGCAGUACACUGUAGGGAGACAUUGCUGUGAGGAAGUGUUAACUAAUCUACUUUUCCCACUGAAAAUUUAACCUACUACACAAUGAUGUAAAGACUUAUCAUGAUGAUGACCCUGGCGGGUGGGGUGGGAUGGGUGGGUGGAAACGUCUGGAAGGGGAUGAGGGGGUCUUCUAGGGUGCUGAUGUUUCUUGCUUGGAGUGCUGGCUACCCAAAUGUGUUCACUUUGUAAAAGUUCACUGCGCUGUAUACGGAUUAUUGGUGCCCUUCUAUAUGUGAUACCUCAAUAAAAAACUUACAAAAACAAGA